This is a messenger RNA of Gadus macrocephalus (Pacific cod), 1959 nucleotides long. RefSeq names its product acyl-coenzyme A thioesterase 1-like. Gene Ontology annotation, biological process: fatty acid metabolic process; acyl-CoA metabolic process. The transcript is spliced from 12 exons. Gene Ontology annotation, molecular function: fatty acyl-CoA hydrolase activity. NCBI's taxonomy places the organism in Eukaryota, Metazoa, Chordata, Actinopteri, Gadiformes, Gadidae. Bases 170 to 1564 code for a protein of 464 amino acids. The record is from RefSeq and is a predicted model, not a curated record.
UCCAUGUUUCUAGCUGUAGAGCAGGCAGGGGGUCAGCCCCCCCCCCCCCCCAUAGUUCAUAUUUCAGGACACAUGGCCUUCAUGGCAUAACAAGGACUUUCUUGGACCCCAAACAAAUAUAUAUUUGGAUCGACCAUUUUAUGAGGGUGGACUGUAUUCCGUAUCCGCAAUGCUGAAAGCCCAUUCAUCCGUGACAGCACUAUUGCGAACCACAGGAAUAAGCAUCAGACCAGAGGUCACCACACUAAGAAAUGUAGCAUGCAUGCAACAUUUGUUAGGGGCUGUGCGGUGGAAGAGCCAGCUCAGGCCCGCCCCAUUGUUAACAGCUCGACCCUCGCGUGCCCUCAUCGACGAGCAGAUCAGCAUCCAGGGGCGUUUCCUGCCCCCGAACUGUCCCGUUACCGUGCGGGCACACAUGCACAGUGAAGAAGGGGACCUGUGGGAAGCCUUUUCCCACUAUAACACCGAUAAGAAUGGGGUGGUCAACUUGACCAAGGAUCCCUCAGUAGGGGGGUCAUAUUUUGGCUGUGAACCAAUGGGACUGUUCUGGGCACUGCACCCUGCACCGUCUGCAAGGCAGGGUCUGAGGCUUAGAAAGAGAGACGUAGAGACCCCCUACGUGGUGCAGCUGUCCCUCUGGGAGGGCCACAUGACCUCGGACCAGGACCCCAUGGAUGAACAGCAUGCAGGUUGUCUGGCCGCUUUGAGUGUGGAGCGCUGGUACAUGGCUCCACACACGAGGAGGGUCGAGAUCCGCCAGAAUGGGGUUGUGGGAACGUUAUUCUUACCUUCUGGUCCGGGGCCCUUCCCCGCCAUGGUGGACCUCUGGGGCAUUGGAGGAGGGCUGAACGAGUACCGCUCUGCAUUGUUUGCAUCUAAAGGCAUUGCCAGCCUGUCUCUUGCCUACUUCGGACACAAAGACAUCCCUGGUCCACUUAAUCAAAUAAACGUUGGGGACGAUUACUUUCGGUCGGCAUACAACCUCCUCCAAGACCACCAAGAAGUCUGUGGGGAGAGAAUUGGCCUCAUUGGGCUCUCUUAUGGAGUCUACCUUGUCCUACAUAUGGCCACUCAUAUCGGCCUAAAACCAAAGUGUGUGAUUGGUAUCAAUGGACCAGUGGGAAGUAAUGACAAGUGGCCUAGCAUGAUGUCUGGAAGUAGCCCGAAGGCGGUUGAUGAACAUGGCAACUUCACUGUUAAAGAUAUGACGAUGCCUCAUAACAUUGCCAAAGACAACAAAAUUAAGAUAGAAACGUUGGAAUGCCCUUUAUUAUACAUAUUGGGUGAAGACGACAGCAACUGUGCAAGUGUGGAGUCAGCAAAUGAGAUUGGGGAGGUCCUGAGGUCCGCCGGAAAAGCUCAACUGUUCACCCGCUUGUCGUACCCUGGGGCUGGUCAUCUGAUAGAGCCACCUUACUCUCCAAACACAAGCGUUUCCCUUUGGAGGGCCAAACCAAAGAGAAUCAGAGCAUUCUGGGGAGGGCACCCUGCACCCCAUGCGGCUGCCCAGGAAGAUGCCUGGAAGAAGAUGUUUGAUUUUAUGGACUGUAACCUAAGAAGAUAAACCGAGAGGGCCCCAACCUCACACUUUGUGUUCUUCUUCUGAGAAAAGAAAUAAAAUUAAAGAAUAUGCAAAAGUAAAAAGUAUACCAAUAUACUGUACAACUACUAUAAAGCACUUUUAUGUAUUCCCUAUAGCUAUUACAUAUUGUUAUAGUUUUGAUUUAUGACAUAACUGGCAAGAAUUAGGACAGGCCGAAAUUACAGUUGUAUUAUAAUAACUAUGUAUCGAAUAUUCCACGAAUAAACAAUCUACAAAAGUUUGUGAAUGUCAAUUCACAAACUUCUAAAUUAAACAAGACAACCAAUUGUUAAUUCAGACCAGAUGAUUCUGGUCUGAAUUAACACAACUUCACAACUUUGAAAAAUUAAAUAAACUUGAGUUAAUUUGUGCCGAAA